Molecule: messenger RNA, 1605 nt
Organism: Capsicum annuum
Lineage: Eukaryota; Viridiplantae; Streptophyta; Magnoliopsida; Solanales; Solanaceae
Product: purine permease 21
Exons: 2
Coding region: 131-1321 (396 amino acids)
Cellular component (GO): membrane
Molecular function (GO): purine nucleoside transmembrane transporter activity
Source: RefSeq, a predicted model, not a curated record
CCCUCUGCUACAACCCACCUCAAACUUCACAUGCAAUUUAAAGCCAUCAGAAUACUAACAUUAGGUUCAUUCAAACUUUUCUUCAAAUCUAUAUAGAGAGAAAGAAAAUUAAACAAAAUAUAGUUUGGCUAUGGGAAGUCUUGGAGAAAAGGAGCUGGAGAUCAUUAACCAAGAUCAAGAAACUGAUCCAGAAACGACGACGAUGGAUACACUAAUUGUUAUAACUGAACCAUUGACGACUCCAAAGGUUGUUUAUAAGUACCAGAAAUGGCUCGAAGUAGGCGUCCACGCCUUCGUUGUCCUGGCUAGCCAGACAGUUGCAACAAUACUUGCAAAGUUGUAUUACCAAAAAGGUGGUCACAGUAGCUGGUUGAUUUCACUUACUGAAACUGUUGGUUUUCCCAUUCUCCUAAUUCCUAUGAUCCUUUGGCCUGAUAAAAAAAAACCUACAUUAGAAGAGGGAAAUAGUAUUUGUGAUGACUCAAAGCCUCCUUCUAUAAUGGCCAAGUUAGUAAUCUAUAUAUUUCUUGGCUUUCUAGUUGGAGGAGGGUGCAGUUUGUUUUCAACUGGACUUUUGUAUCUCCCAGCCUCAACUGUUUCUCUUAUCUCCUCAAGUCAGUUAGUCUUCAACGUCUUGUUCUCUCUCUGCAUGAGACUAGUAAAACUUACGCCUCUCAUCGCGAAUUCUAUCGUCCUCAUCACCAUUUCCUCUGUUCUCCUAGCUUUACAAAACGAUGAAUCUUCAAGCAAAACAUCAUCGUCUAAGCACCAUUAUGCAGUUGGAUUUGUAUGCACGCUAACUGCUGCAGCUGGUUUCGGAUUACUAUUUUCCACUACAAAUCUCAUGUUAAAGAAAGUACUAAAAAAGAAGACGUUGAGAGAAAUCAUGGACGUUAUUAUUUGUCAGUCGUUUGUCGCGACGUGUCUAAUUUUGAUUGGUUUAUUCGUGAGUAAAGAGUGGAGGAAUUUGAAUUCAGAGAUGCAUAAUUUCGAGCUUGGGGAGUUGUCAUAUGUUAUGAUAUUAUUUUGGAUUAGUGUGUGUUGGCAGCUUUAUACUUAUAGUAUACUUGGGUUGAUUAUGAAGGUAUCUGCUGUAUUUGCAAAUGUGAUUGCUGCUUUGGGUGCACCGGUAAUCCCGAUUAUGUCAGUGAUUAUCUUUAAUGACAAGAUGAGAGGAGUGAAGGCAGUUUCAAUUGUUUUGUCUAUUUGGGGAUUCUCAUCAUAUGCUUAUCAGCAGUACCUUGAUGAGCAAAAGAACAAAGCUAGGGUUUUGAAAAAUUGUAAUGGAACAUCUGAAGAUUUUGGUAUUGAAAGUGGUUGACGUGCAAAGAAAAUUCUUCAUUGAUCUAGAGUCGGAUUUAGGAGCUUGAGUUUACGGGUUCUAAAUUUUAAUAAGUGUUGCAUGAGUAAUAUAUUCCUAUAGUGGAUUCUUAAGCUCAAAUACAUUGACUCUGUUGACUCCAUAGGUGAAGCUCUAGCUCCGCGCCCCUUUUACUUUUUAAGUAUUUCUAUUAAAAGGAUAUUGCUUAUUGCUAUUAUUUUCUUUUUCUAAAUAUCAUAUGUUAACACGAGUUCCCAUUAUUGAAGAAUUAACUUUUGCCUUAA